Acanthosepion pharaonis is the source of this 1134-nucleotide messenger RNA. The record is from the annotation of a GenBank genome assembly. Lineage: Eukaryota; Metazoa; Mollusca; Cephalopoda; Sepiida; Sepiidae.
AUGUUCAUAUCUAUCUAUCUAUCUAUCUAUCUAUCUAUCUAUCUAUCUAUCUAUCUAUCUAUCUAUCUAUCUAAACCUGGUGGCACAUCUUCCCGUUGUGGCCCAGGUUGCUGUGGUACGGGUGUUUUGAUGGAUCCUCGACAUCAAUAUUUUACUAUCACUCUCUCUUUCUCUCUCUUUCUCUUUCUCUCUCUUUCUCUUUCUCUCUCUCUUUCUCUCUCUAACUCUCUCUCUCUUUCCUUCUCUCUCGCUUUCCUUAUUCUUUUUAUUUCUCUCUUUCUUUCUUUUGCUCUUUUUAUCUCUCUGUUUCUUUCCUUAUCCCAUUUUCACUCUCUCGCUCGUUCUCUCUUUCUCUCUCCAUCUUUCUUUCUUUCUUUCUUUCUUCUUCUCUCUCUUUCGCUUUCCUUAUUCUUUUUUAUUUCACUCUCUCUUUUUCCUUUUUUUCUGUUUUUAUCUCUGUCUUUCUCUCUCCCUACCCCACUUUCACACUCUCGCACUCGCACUCUCUCUCUCUCUCUCUCUCUCUGUUUUCUCUCAUUCUUUCUUCCUCUCUCUGUCCGUCUUUCUCUCUCUGUCAUUCUUUUUUUCUUUCUCAAGUGCGCACUUUCCUUACUCUUUGUAUUUCUCUCUCUUCCUUUCUCUUUCUCUCUUUUCUCUCUCUCUCUCUCUUUCUCUCCCUAUCACACUUUCACUCUCUCGCUCCCUCCCUCUUUCCCUCUUUCUCUGUUUCUUUCUUUCUUUCUUUCUUUCUGUUAUUCUUCUUCUCUCUCUUUCGCUUUCCUUAUUCUUUUUAUUUCACUCUCUUUUUCUUUCUUUAUCUCUUUUUAUCUGUCUCUUUCUUUCUCUGCCUCACUUUCACACUAUCGCUCUCUCUUUUUUCUCUUCCCUUUUCUUUCUUUCUUUCUUUCUUUCUUUCUUUCUUUCUUUCUUUCUUUCUUUCUUAUUCUUUUUUUCUCUUUCGUGCGUGCACUUUCCUUACUCUUUUCAUUUCUCUCUCUCUUCCUUUCUCUUUCUUUUGUCUCUCUCUUUCUCUCCCUAUCUCACUUUCACUCUCUCUCCACCCCUUUCUCUCACCCUCACGCUUUCAUUCUGCCUUUCUUUCUUUAUUCCUCUCGGUCUCUCGAUGAUACAUAA